AUGUCCAAAGUCCCUUCUAAUCGCCAAGUCAUAGACACCUUGAGUACACUUCCAGAAAAUGAUCCAUUUGGUUCUGUGAAGAAGGACGACGAAAAAACUCGCCAAUUCUUUAAAGGUCUAUAUAAUGAACUUAAGAAGUCAUUUGGAAAGGCCUCGGGUUCUUCAAGCGCAAAUUUAAAAGCGAUUCAAGAGAUCAAAAAACUGGAACUAUCACACCAAGAUCGUUUUCCUCAGUACAUAGAAUCCGCCAGGGUCUUCUGGGAAAGCGAUGUUGAAGUGCAACGCUACUUCGAUCAUGAGGAGAAAACAAAAGCUUUUCUCGAGAGUGCAUACCAAUUGAAGAAGGGAGUAGAUGAGGUACUGGUUCUACGAAGAUUUGUGGAACUUGCUGUCUACCAUCUCUAUCAACGAGCGUUUUCAAACGUCUCUUCUGUGACGACCGAGAAUGUCAAAAACUUUCUCGUAGAAUCAAAGGUUGUGAUGAGAGACUGCAAGGAUGAUGAUGACGCCCAAAAACGCUCUGAAAUCAUUAAAAAAUACUCUGAAAUGGCUACUCGGGGACGAAAAAUGCACGAGUUCUGCGUCGAGAUCGCGCAGGUUCCUGGAGAGGGCACUGUGGAUAAUAGCAUAUAUGGGGUUCUGUUCAUAAAAGCCAUCCCUGAUAUAUUUACACCAAGACAUCUCGUGGGGACCGACUACGAUAAAUCUGUCGAACAUAUUGAAGGAUUAUGGAAAGGCGAAGAAGCUGUGGAAGCAGGAAAAGUUGCGAAGAAGGUGUUAGAUUACCAUAGUCAAAAACUUCAAUGGUGCUAUGAAAUUACAGCGGACAAAGGCAGGAAAAAGCGAUAUAGAAAAGAUCAUACAGGAGCUCGCCAAAGGAAAAAGCAACGUGCAACAGCCGCUGAGAAGCCGCGCUCCGAGGGCGCUCCAGCCCGUGAUGUUUCGGAUCAAGUACUUAGUGACAGCGCCGCUGCACAAAUACUCAAUCAGAUGACACGAAAUGUCAACGAUGAUGUCCAUGGACUUUCAGCCGACCCAACCGAUCACAUUACCGAUCCGAUAGCUAGACAAGUCGAAUCAAAUUCAGCGCCAUUUCAAAUUCAGAAUGCCGAGGAUCCUAGUUCUGCACGUCUCAGCGCAAGCUCAACUGGACUGGACAGUGCACUCUUUGUUUAUCAAAAUGAUUCAAGCGUGGUCAAUGACGAGAGCAUUCCUACGCAGCAAACUCGAGCGAGAAGCUUUCGUCAUGAUCUGUCAGAGUCCUGUGCCCACGUUAUGGGUAACGAGCCUUUCCAAUCUGCUCCAGCCUCAAACGAUAAUGUGACAGAUUUAAUCUCCAAACGUCGCCAUCAAGCAAAUAUGCGCCAAGGACCCCGUACAGUAUCUUUGCAGCCAUUACAGAUAGCCUCAAGCCAAUGGAUGCCAGCUGGAGCAGGUUGCAAUCCACAAUUACAGUCAGAUAAAAAUGAGCCGUCGUCUCAACAGGCUGCUUCGCUUGCUAUUCGGAACCAGCAGGCAGCUCUGGCAACUCCACUGGACUCAUUCUCACUACCGCAAAAUUCAGAGGGUUUCAGGCAGCCUGCUCGCUAUUCUCAGCAAAGCGAGUCGACCCAAAAUUCCGCAAACUACGCUCAAAUACCGGUUGCCUCGAAUGAUGGCGAGCUCCUGGCAAUCUCGGGAAAUCCUGCAACGGAUAUGGAUUCCUUGGAUUCUAGUAAUAUAGCCGCGCUGGGAGUCCAUCCUUCAACAAAUAUGGAUUUCCUCGACUCGAAUGACGGCGAUCUCCUGGCAACCUCAGGAAUACAUCCUACAAUGAACAUGGAUUUCUUAGGUCCCAGCGACAGCGAAUAUAUAGCCGCGCUGGGAGUGCAUCCUUCAACAAAUAUGGAUUUCCUCAACUUGAAUGACGACGAUCUCCUGGCAACUUUGGGACUCUACACGGGAUAA
Messenger RNA from Talaromyces stipitatus ATCC 10500, 1947 nucleotides. RefSeq lists its product as uncharacterized. The record is from RefSeq and is a predicted model, not a curated record. NCBI's taxonomy places the organism in Eukaryota, Fungi, Ascomycota, Eurotiomycetes, Eurotiales, Trichocomaceae. The transcript is spliced from 2 exons. Bases 1 to 1947 code for a protein of 648 amino acids.